AUAAACUCCUUACUGAAGCCUGGCAGUGGCAGGAGACAUAUCAGUCCGAUGGCACGCCACACCCCAAGCCUCGAACCCACCUGCUAACUAACCCUAGAGAAGCCCUCGGCCUCGGAUCGCCGCCGCCGUCGGCGACUCCGAGGGAGUUCUCCUCUUCCCUUGCCGGUGGAACGGAACACCUCUCUGCCAGCCGUUUCUCGUUUUGAAGCCUUUAGGUAAGAAAUUUGAGGUAGGGUUGCUAUGGAGUCGUCAGAUGACGAGCAUGCCAUGGAGAGUGAUACUGAGACUGAAAGUGAUCUGAUCAGCGGGCUGCCUGAAGACAUCCUCCAGAAAAUCCUGUCGUGCGUGUGGAUUAGAACUGUUGUGCGCAUGCGCAGGGUGUCUAGGAAGUGGAUGGAACUGUGUGAAAGCCUGCAGUUCAUACGCCUUGAUUACAGAGAUUUCGAACAUUGGAAGGUCGAGAAGUUUACUCGUUUCGUUAACAACCUAUUGCUUGUCCGUCGGAAACUAGACUUGCACACAUUCCAGCUGCAUUGGAAUCCUCAUGGUCCCCUGAACUGCAAUGAUGUCAGAAUGUGGAUUGGCUAUGCGGUGAAGCAUAAUGUUAAAGUGCUUGACGUGAAACUUUGUCUAUAUGAUAAGACUGUUUUACCUCCUGCCAUUUUCACCUGCCGCUCGCUUCAGGAGCUAAAUUUGCAGUGGGGUAAUGCUCCCUACCGAGAUUAUGACCACACAGGACUUGUACUGCCUGACAUAAUCAAUCUUCCUUCUCUCAAGAAACUUACUCUGCGCGACGUGGAAGUGGAUGAGCUUUCUCUGAACAGAUUCAUUGCCCGGAGCCCUGGCCUAGAAGACUUGAAUUUGAUAGACUCUGCGAUGCGUCUUGAUCUCAUAGCCUCAAAAGCAUUAAAAAGGCUAACCCUUGAUGGCUUCCUAGGUGAGUGUGAUGGAUUCACAAUUGCUGCCCCUCAUCUCAUUGGCUUUGAGUGCACGGGAUGUUCACUGGAAGCUAUUUCCUGGAGAGACCAGCCAUCUCUAGAGAGCGCACGCAUAGAUACUUGUGGGUAUUCAUUUGAUUGUGAAUCAAAGUUCACUGGAGUUCUUAAGUAUGCCAAGAAGCUUGCAUUAUUUGGUUCUGACAUAAAGGUUAUGUUGGAAAAGGAGCUGCCAACAUGUUCUGCGUUUGAAAGCCUCACAACUCUUGAGAUUGGCGAAUGGUUUUUAACUGAGGACUUGUACGUUGUGCUUCGCUUCCUCCAGCUUUCACCGAGGCUAGAAGAACUCACUUUGAUGCAUAGGCCGCUUGAUGAAGGAGCGGAAAUAGAUUGCAUGCCAAUUGACGGGAUGACCUUCCGGUGUCCACUCCUUGAAAGUGUUGUCAUACAAUGUUCAGAGGGUGAUGGAGGAAUCGAUAAGCUGCUAAGUGUUCUGGUAGUCAAUGGGAUUAGUCUAGACAAUAUAAAUAUUGCCUUCUAUGAUGAAAUUGAAAAGCGGGACCGUGCGGAGAGGAUACGUGCCGACGAGGAACGGUCGAAGGAGCUGCGCAUCUUCGAGAAGAGGGUGAAGAGAAAUCCAGAAUGGAGAGAGUAUGAUCCUUACGCAAUGAGUGAGUCUGACAGCAAACAGAGUGAUGAUGGGUUCAGCGACGCAUCUGAUGACUACUGAGGGGGUAUGGCUUUCAGAGCAAUGAAUUUGAGAGUUUGACGCUAGAGCCCUGCAGGGUGGGUUACUGCUUUUAUACCCAUCCAAUAUUCAGUUCCUUUUGUUCUAGAUGAGACCUUCAUCUCUUUGGAUCCUUCCUCUUACUUCUGAAACUUGGUGACUUGUGGGUUAUGGAGCCGAAAAUCUUAUGCUCCGAGCGUUUGUACUGUUUGAGCAUGGUUGUGUAAUGUGACAUGGAUACAUAUUGACCUGUUGUUUUGAGCAUAGUUGUGUAAUGUGACAUGGAUACAUAUUGACCUGUUGUUUUGAGCAUAGUUGUGUACUGUGACAUGGAUA
Molecule: messenger RNA, 1998 nt
Organism: Aegilops tauschii subsp. strangulata
Lineage: Eukaryota; Viridiplantae; Streptophyta; Magnoliopsida; Poales; Poaceae
Product: F-box/LRR-repeat protein At3g26922
Molecular function (GO): protein binding
Source: RefSeq, a predicted model, not a curated record